Messenger RNA from Trichomycterus rosablanca, 3951 nucleotides. Its product is annotated as adhesion G protein-coupled receptor A3. Gene Ontology annotation, cellular component: glutamatergic synapse; postsynaptic density; plasma membrane. Lineage: Eukaryota; Metazoa; Chordata; Actinopteri; Siluriformes; Trichomycteridae. The record is from RefSeq and is a predicted model, not a curated record. Gene Ontology annotation, biological process: G protein-coupled receptor signaling pathway; cell surface receptor signaling pathway. Bases 1 to 3951 code for a protein of 1316 amino acids. Gene Ontology annotation, molecular function: G protein-coupled receptor activity; protein binding. The transcript is spliced from 19 exons.
AUGAGAGCACCGGGUGUGUUGUUUCUGCUUCUGACUGCUGUCUGGAGGAUAAGUUUAGGGAACAGGAGUGAAUGUCCGGAUCUGACAGUGGAGAGCUGUGAGUGUGCAGCAGAGAGGUCCGGGUCGCUGACCCGCCGCACCGCGCACGUUACCGUCACCUGCCAUCAUUUAGAUCUUACUGAUCUACUGGAUCCACGCGGUUUACCCUCCACCACCACAUCACUUAUUCUCAGCAGUAACAAAAUUUCCAUGGUUAAAAACGGCUCUUUCUACGGCUUACGCUCUCUGGAGAGACUGGAUCUGAGGAAUAAUUUGAUUAGUACAGUGGAGCCCGGAGCAUUUCGUGGACUUACUAUGCUGAAAAGGCUGGAUUUGUCCAACAACCGUAUUGGAUGUCUCUUCCCCGAGAUAUUUAUUGACCUUGGCAAUCUCUCCAAACUAAAUUUAUCAGGGAAUAUCUUCUCCACAUUGCCUGACGGACUGUUUGUACACUUGUCUUCACUAAGAGUUCUUCACUUUAGUACAGAUUACCUGUACUGUGACUGUCAGCUGCAGUGGUUGUUGCUGUGGACCAGAGGUAGAUCAGUACAUGUAGGAAAUGAGACGGUGUGUGUUUAUCCCUCUUUCCUUCACGGCCUCCCCCUCCGCACCCUCCAAGAACAUCAGCUCAGCUGCGAUGCUCGCUUGGAGUUGCCUCAGCAUCAGCUGAUCCCGUCCCAGAGGCAGCUAGUGUUCAGGGGUGACCGGUUACCUUUGCAAUGCACCGCCUCCUACCUGGACCCGACCAUCAACCUGAGCUGGACUCAUGAGCAGAGACCCGUACACACACAUGAAGAAAGAGGAGUGUAUGUGGAAGAGAGCAUCAUCCACGACUGCUGCCUCAUCACCAGUGAACUAAUCCUCUCCAACGUGGACGCUGAUGUAUCUGGUAAUUGGCAGUGCCACGUGACCAGUUCCCGUGGCAACAGCUCCAUUGGCAUGGAGAUUGUGGUUUUGCAGACGUCUGCUCUGUACUGUUCGGCUGAGAGGGUGACCGGCAACAAAGGUGACUUCAGGUGGCCUAAAACCCAGGCUGGCUUUAUGGCUUUCCUCCCCUGUUCCACAGCGUACUAUGGGUCCAUCUCUCAUGAGAAAAGGGCAUGGCGCCGGUGUGAUAAGCACGGCCGGUGGGCAGAGGACGACUACAAUCAGUGCCCAUAUACAAACAAGUUUACCCGCCUUCUGCAUGAAUUGACAAAGCUACCAGUAAACACAUCCAACGCUCUGCCCCUGGCACACCAGCUCUCCUCUCUGACCAGUAAUGCAGCUCUGUUUGGAGACAUGAUGGAUGUCAUCUUCGUCACGCACCUUGUAGAGAGAAUCACGCGUCUUGUAGAUCGCAUCCGAGAAUUAGGGAGCUAUGUCUCAGACAUUGCCAGCAAGAUGAUGGAGGUGGAGGAGCACAUCCUGUGGAUGGCUCAAAACGAAGCACGUGCCUGCACUCGUAUUGUACAGUGUGUUGAGUGCAUUGCAGAUCUCACCUUUAACACAAACACCCAGAAUAUCUCAAAGGUCUCUCCCAACAUAGCCAUCAAGACCUUCAUGCUCCGACCCUCGAGUGUGACGGGGGUGUUGUGUACAGUGGUAGCUGACCCAGGUCAGGACACGGUCGCCAGUGUUUCUGCGGCUUCAGGAUCGCUGGAUGAAACUUUCCUUAAUUUUAAAUGCCACACAGCUAACGUGACAGUAUCGCCCAACAGCCAGCUCAGUCAGAUCGCAGUGGCUGUCGCCUCCAUUCAUUUACCGCUGGCUGGCUCAGCGCGCGCCUCCGCCUCGCGAUCUGUUGACAACUCGACUUGCAGGCUGCAUCUGAUUGCGUUUCGCAAUGGGAAACUCUUCCCAUGUACUGGGAAUUCAUCCAGCCUGGCUGACGACGGCAAACGAAAGAGCGUGGCCACCCCGGUCGUUUUCGUCAAAUUAGAUGGAUGUGGUCUCGGGAGCACCGUUCACCCCGUCACUAUAGCCCUAAGACAUCUGGCUCUGGGCGCCGACCCCACCGCAGCCUACUGGGAUUUUGACCUGCUGGAUGGGCACGGAGGCUGGCGUGCAGAGGGCUGCCACAUAACAGGCACUGCGGGCAACACCACCACCAUCCACUGCACGCAGCAUAGAAACUUCGCUGUGCUAAUGGAUCUGAAGAAGGCGCUGUCGUUCCCCCCAUACCCGGGGGAGUUCCUGCACCCAGUCGUGUAUGCCUGUACCGCUGUCAUGCUGCUCUGCCUUUUCGCUUCCAUCAUCACAUACAUAGUGCAUCACAGUACAAUCCGGAUCAGCCAGAAAGGAUGGCACAUGCUUCUGAACUUCUGUUUCCACACAGCUCUGACAUUCGCUGUGUUCGCUGGAGGCAUCAACCGCAUCAAAUACCCAAUCCUCUGCCAGGCGGUUGGAGUAAUACUUCAUUACUCAUCCCUCUCCACGAUGCUGUGGUUGGGAUUCACAGCUCGGAACAUCUACAAACAGGUGACCAAGAAACCCCCCAAACCUCAGGACGGAGAUACACCUCCUCACCCACCAAGAUCUCCCAUGCUGAGGUUUUAUUUAGUCUGUGGAGGAAUUCCUUUCAUUAUCUGUGGCAUCACAGCUGCCAUCAACCUGGAAAAUUAUGGCAGUGGAGAGCAGACUCCAUACUGCUGGAUGGCAUGGGAGCCCAGUCUUGGCGCUUUCUACGGACCUGUGACUUUCAUCGUCCUGGUAACAUGUGUCUACUUUCUUUGCACCUUCAUCCAGUUGUGCAAACACCCAGAGAGGAAGUAUGAGCUGAAGGUGCUUUCAGAGGAACAGCAGAGACUUUCUGUUGCUGACGUUUCCCACUGCCACCAUCAGAAUGAGCCUGGCAUUCCGGAGGGUGACGGAGGCCGCUGCCAUGCAGGGUGCCCUGGUUUGAUAAAUCCAGCUUUGCUUGCGAAUGAGCAUUCAUUUAAGGCCCAGCUGAGGAGUGCUGCAUUCACACUGUUUCUGUUCAUAGCCACAUGGACUUUUGGAGCUCUUGCUGUUUCUCAGGCUCAUUUUCUGGAUAUGAUUUUUAGCUGCCUGUAUGGGGCAUUCUCGGUCACGCUCGGUCUAUUCGUGCUUAUUCACCACUGUGCAAAGCGUGACGACGUCUGGCACUGCUGGUGCACUUGUUGUCGACGCCGCCGUGCCAAUGCUUGCCAAGGACACGACCACAGACGCUCUAAAGUCAACGUGAAUGGGGAUGUGCACAGGCAUGGGCAUGAGCACUGCCACCUGGACUCGCCUUGUACAGGAAAAUCUGUCAGCCACUCACACGGGCUGUGUAAGCUCAGUAACAUGCAGGCGCAAAACCAUGUGACCUGCCUAACACCUGUGACCCCAUGUUGCUCCAGUCUUCACACCCAGCAACUUCUGGAGGACAGGUCCGUGCUUCUGCAUCGCUGCCUGAAACCAGGCAGGACUAUUGGGCGCAAACGUGCAUCACCAGUGGGUGACAGAGAGUUGACUUUUCAUCUCCCAGCCGGCACCGAAGCUGGCAGUGGACACAGCUCGCCUACAGACAGCCCACAAAGCACUUGUCAACGCCAGGGUCACAUCUGCCACCUAGCGAAGGAGGAGCACCAGGAUUGGCACCACUCGCGCUGUGACACAUGCCACGCCGCGCUCUGCAACCGGCACACGUGCUGCACCAAGGUGGAUUUCCUGCCUUCACCCCUGUGCCACACGGAGAGCAGGGAGCCGGAAAAGCUCCUCUGUGGCUGUGGGAAAAUAGCCGAUGAUGAGAUUGCAGUUCCUUGUCAUGGGCACAUUGAGCUGCACCCACGCAGACAGUCCUUCCCACAGUGCGUGCCCAGCCAGAACGGGCUUCUCAAAGGGAGCAGGGCUGAAGGGAACCUGUACGCGUCAGACAGCACAGGAAAUAUACGCACCGGACCCUGGAAGAAUGAAACUACCGUGUAG